Messenger RNA from Globicephala melas (long-finned pilot whale), 2112 nucleotides. It is a transcript of the gene ENDOG, whose product is annotated as endonuclease G. NCBI's taxonomy places the organism in Eukaryota, Metazoa, Chordata, Mammalia, Artiodactyla, Delphinidae. Gene Ontology annotation, cellular component: mitochondrial inner membrane; nucleus. Gene Ontology annotation, molecular function: nucleic acid binding; RNA endonuclease activity; single-stranded DNA endonuclease activity. The record is from RefSeq and is a predicted model, not a curated record. Gene Ontology annotation, biological process: apoptotic DNA fragmentation.
CAGUUGUAGGGAGGAGAGAGUGUGCACUGGGGCAGAAGGUAUUAUUACAUUAUGAUUUCAUAGCAAGUUAUUUUUUAGAUUGAGAAAAUUUUGAAAUUCAACAAGUCGUUCACAGCCCACAAUCUGGAGAAAAUCACCGAUAACAUGUUGGUCUUCUCUUCGUUGAUGUAAUUACUAUUAUAUAAUUUUCAUUUUCUUGAUACGGAGUUUUGUGUAUUGUCUCUCCCUUCACGUUAGGUGGUGAGCAAGUUGCUGUAUGAUUUAAAAAUAUUUUUAUGGGCUUCCCUGGUGGCGCAGUGGUUGAGAGUCCGCCUGCCGAUGCAGGGGACGUGUGUUCGUGCCCCGGUCCGGGAGGAUCCCACGUGCCUCGGAGCGGCUGGGCCCGUGAGCCAUGGCCGCUGGGCCUGUGCGUCCGGAACCUGUGCUCCGCAGCGGGAGAGGCCGCAACAGUGAGAGGCCCGCAUACCGAAAAAAAUAUAUAUAUAUAUUUUUUUAUGGUCUAGAUACUAUUCUAAUGUGCUAAAAAUGUCCGGAACCAGUGCCUAUUUCCGAAUAUUUUGCUUAUUCUCCGGCCUCUAUUAUAAGUAAUACGGUGGGGAAUCCUUGCAUUCCUGAUUUAUUUCCCCAGCUCAGUCCUCUAAGUGAUUUAGAAGGUAUGAACCUUUAUAAAGCUUUUUUUUUUUUGUCCGCUGGGGGCUUGCGGGAUCUUAGUUGGCGGAGCGGGAGGAUCCCUCGGUGGAGACCAAGGCGACCUGGCGGGGCGGAGCCGGUUCUGGAGGCAGCCAAUCACAAACCGCGACGGCGAUGCCACGCCCUCUUAGCGCCCAGUCUUAACAAGGGCAAAGGAAGGACCCCGGGAAGUCCAGUUGGGCCGGUGGUGACGCCUGGAAGGGCCCCGGGAGGUCCAGUUGGGCCGGUCCUGACGCCUACUGUUGGCUUCCUGAGUAUAAUAUUAAUACUUUGGAGCGCUCGGGAGUGGAAGGGACCCGCGUUCCGCUGUCUUACUCCUCCACUUGGCGCUAUCCUCGCGGUGGGCCCCGCAGGCCUGUGCGGCCCCUUUCAGAGACUCCCGGGUCGGACGCGUGAGGUCGAGGCUUUCUUUCGUCUCCGCGGACCGCUCUCCAUCCGCGCUCCGGCCACAAUCCAUGGCCAAGCAGUUGCUUCGGGGCGGCUUGACCCUGGCGCUGGGUGCAGGGCUGGGUGCAGCCGCCGAGGGCUGGCGGCGGCGGGCGGACGCACGGGCGGCGCCGGGGCUGCUGAGCCGGCUGCCCGUGCUGCCUGUGGCGGCGGCGGCCGGGCUUCCCGCCGUGCCCGGGGCUCCGACGGGCGGCAGCCCCGGGGAGCUGGCGAAGUACGGGCUGCCCGGGGUGGCGCAGCUCAAGAGCCGUGAGUCGUACAUGCUGUGUUACGACCCGCGCACCCGCUGCGCGCUCUGGGUGGUCGAGCAGCUGCGGCCUGAGAAUCUCCGCGGCGACGGCGACCGCCGCUCCUGCGACUUCCACGAGGACGACUCGGUGCAUGCGUAUCACCGCGCCACCAACGCCGACUACGGGGGCAGCGGCUUCGACCGCGGCCAUCUCGCCGCCGCCGGCAACCACCGCUGGAGCCAGAAGGCCAUGAACGACACCUUCUACCUGAGCAACAUCGCGCCCCAGGUGCCCCACCUCAACAAGAAUGCCUGGAACAACCUGGAACGGUACAGCCGCAGCCUGACCCGCACCUACCAAAAUGUCUAUGUCUGCACGGGGCCUCUCUUCCUGCCCAGGACCGAGGCUGAUGGGAAGUCCUAUGUGAAGUACCAGGUAAUUGGCAAGAACCACGUGGCAGUGCCCACCCACUUCUUCAAAGUGCUGAUCCUGGAGGCAGCAGACGGGCAGAUCGAACUCCGCUCCUAUGUGAUGCCCAACGCGCCUGUGGAUGAGGCGGUCCCGCUGGAGCGCUUCCUGGUGCCCAUCGAGAGCAUUGAGCGGGCCUCAGGGCUGCUCUUUGUGCCAAAUAUCCUGGCACGGACAGGCAGCCUUAAGGCCAUCACUGCAGGCAGCAAGUAAGGGCAGCCCCAGCCAGACUGUGGGGUCGGGGGGACUGGGUCGAAUUAAAGGUGUUCAUUUUUGG